AUGCCGAAAUCAAAAAGAGAUAAGAAAAUUUCUCUUACGAAAACUAGCAAAAAGGGCAAAGCAUUAAAAGAUCACAUUAUCGAUGAUGUGAGAAAUUGCGUGGAAAAAUACGACCGCAUAUGUGUAUUUGCUGUCCGUAAUAUGCGCAAUAAUAAGCUGAAGAAUUUAAGAGAAGAAUGGGUGGACAGUCGUUUUUUCUUUGGUAAAAAUAAAAUUAUUGCUAUUGGUAUGGGAAAAACACCAGCGGAAGAGAUUGCUGAUGGUAUUCAUAAACUGGCUAAUAAUUUACAUGGACAGUGUGGUUUAUUGUUUACAAAUAAAUCUAAACGUCAGGUGUUGGAUUGGAUGGAUAAAUACUCAGAAGUUGAGUACGCUAGAGCUGGAUUUAUUGUUCCUGAAACAAUAGUAUUACCCGAAGGACCUUUACCUGAUUUUUCACAUGCCAUUGAACCUCAUCUAAGACAACUUGGUAUGCCAACGGCUCUUAAAAAAGGGGUUGUUACAUUAAUCAAAGAUUAUGAAGUUUGUAAAAAGGGAUUUCCACUUACUCCAGAACAAGCCAAAAUACUAAAACUGUUUAGUAUGCAAUUGGCAACAUUUAAAUUAAUCCCACUUGGUUUUUACUCCAAAAAGAAGGGAUACCAAAAAAUCAAGGCUGCUGACGAUAACGAAAAUAUUGAAAAUAUGGAAACAGAAAUUGUUGAUGAGACGUAA
Cotesia congregata is the source of this 714-nucleotide messenger RNA. The record is from the annotation of a GenBank genome assembly. Lineage: Eukaryota; Metazoa; Arthropoda; Insecta; Hymenoptera; Braconidae.